UAUCCACAGGUCGAAUUUGUGAAACGCGAUGUUCCCGUCUUUGAGCUGGAUGUCGGAAGGAUCUCGGAUGCUCUUCAUGGAAGUCUGGAUCCGUCCAUUUUAUCCAUGUUUCAGGAGAAGAGGCUGACGGAGAGCGUGGAGAGCGAGGCGUCGCUGCUGUCCGCUCUGACCGAGAUGUUGGACAGCGUGGACGUCGAGACACUGUCGCCAUUCGACACGCUGCCGGACGCAGACAUCUUCUCGGCUCAGAAGAGUUCGGAUCACACGCUCAGGAAUCUGCUUUAUUUGAAGCAGUCGUCACCGGAUCGGCCCAAAACCUCUCCACAAGCAGCUGUAAAGACGUCAGGAAGAGAGGUCGUGAUGUCAGACAGACAGUUGAGACCCCGUCGGAUUUUAGCGACCCAGACUAAGAUUUUACAUCACAAGAGCCGAUCCCUGAGAACCUUCCGGAUCGAAUCCCAGCCGAUAUUCCUACAAGACUGUCAGGAAGUCCUUGCAGAUUUAGUGAGACACAUGCAUCCGUACUGCAUCAGGACACACCUGGAGAAAGAGAGGCGUGUGUCUGCGGAGCAGGAAGAGGAGGAGUUUGUUGAUGUAGAAGGUUACGAGGAACAGGACGAGAACAUUCUGGACCAAUCAGAAGCCUUGAGUCCAAAUGCACAGAAACAAAAUGCCACAUCUUCAGACCAAACCGAUAAGACGACACCUAAACGCAGCGCUUUAGUCAAAACCAGCGAUGCUUUACGAGUGAAGAAAACAGUGACUUUUGCAUUAAACUUAAUCUGCGUUCACGAGAUUCCUCCAGACGAUGAUGAGAUUUACUCUGACAUCACUUCCCCUCAGAAGCCCAAAGCGCUCAGUCUAGACCAGUACCGUCUCCUCAGACAGAAGAAGCCAGCUCUGGAGGAGAAACCAAUGGACUUUCGAACCAAAUGGCCUUCGCUUCACGAGCUUCCCAAGGAGCUUCCUCCGAUCCUGCCGAAGCUGGAUCCACACACACCUCAAUCCCAGCCGCUGGGAAUCUCUCGUCUCUCUCGGAAAGAUGCAAGGAAGGCUGUAGGUCUUUGCAUCGACCCUCCAAACCCGGUUUUAGUGCCCUUGAAACCCACACGACAGCCCAUAAUCUCAGCCUCAGAACCAGAUGCAUGUGUUUCUUGUGAAGAGGUUCGAGUCUCUGAGGACGAACCCGAAGCUUCAGAAAGGAGACAGAAGCAGACGACGUGUGGAGCAAUCGGGAUUGAAGCCGCUGAUCUGACCAGCCUUCUGGAGCAGUUCGAGACGCAAGGACUGACUCCACCCGCCACACCUCCACAUCAGAUCUGGAGGCCCCCGGCGUCGCUCAAAGGGACCAAACAUGAAUCCAGCAAACCCAUCCAGAUAAUCGAACCUCGCCCACUGCCGCCCAGUAAAACUCACUCCAAACCAUCACUUCCCAGCUCCUCUCCAGCGGUGAAUCCCACUCGAGCGUUCCUGGACCACGACUACUGUGGGAUUCAGAGCAGAGAGACGUCUUUAGCGCACACUGACGCUCUGUCUGGUUCAGUGCUGCUGUCUCCUGACAGCUCCCCCUGCAGGAUGGAGGCGUUCCAGGAGGCGGAGUCUCUGAGGGGGCGGGGCUUGCACAUCUCCGGCUCUCUGAGCCCAUUGGACCGCGGGAGGCUGAAGAGGCGGGGCUAUGAUGACAGAUACCGGCGCUCCAGCUCGAGGUCGUGCUCCUCGUGUUCUUCAUCAUCAUCUUCUCGUUCCAGGUCUCGGUCGCCACCCAGAAAAAGGUACAGGCCCAGGAGGCGUUCAGGAAGCAGUUCCUCCUCGCGCUCCAGUUCACGCUCGUCUUCUCGUUCUCCUCCUCGCAAGCGUGGAUCUAGAUCACGAUCCGAAUCGUCACACCGCUCUCGUUCAGGUUCGCGCUCGCCUGAGUCUCACUGCAGAUGGACGAGUCGCAGACAGAAGGAGCUCAACCGCAGACACGAGGAGGCUCGUAAACUCCAGCAGCAGAACGCCAUCGAGGAGCGGAGGGUGGUGUAUGUGGGAGGAAUCCGUGGAAGCACGUCUCCGUCGGACCUCAGAGAUCGAUUCUCUCUGUUCGGGACGGUGGAGGACUGCACGGUGCAUCUCAGGAGUCACGGAGACAACUACGGCUUCAUCACGUAUCACAGCACAGACGAUGCUUACGCUGCUAUUGAGAACGGCAGUAAACUGAGGCGUCCAGACGAGCUGCCCUUCGACAUCUGCUUCGGCGGCAGACGACAGUUUUGCACAUCCAACUAUGCAGAUUUAGAUUCCAAUCGAGAUGUGGCUCCAACAUCCAGGAGCCGAUGUGAGCCGUUCGACUUCGACACGCUGCUGAAUCAAGCUCAGAGAGGACGGAAGAUGAGAUGUUCAAGAAUCAGAGAUGCUGAUUUCACCACUGACCAGCUUAAACGACCAAUUUAGCUGGUUCACAUUCUG
This is a messenger RNA of Carassius carassius (crucian carp), 2448 nucleotides long. RefSeq lists its product as uncharacterized. Gene Ontology annotation, biological process: positive regulation of transcription by RNA polymerase II. The annotation marks the transcript as partial. Gene Ontology annotation, cellular component: nucleus. Gene Ontology annotation, molecular function: transcription factor binding; RNA binding. The transcript is spliced from 10 exons. Lineage: Eukaryota; Metazoa; Chordata; Actinopteri; Cypriniformes; Cyprinidae. The record is from RefSeq and is a predicted model, not a curated record.